GUCCACUCUCCCCGCCGGUGUGCGUCAACACGCGCCUUCCUCCGCUCUCGGGACUAAAAGCGCACGCAGCUGCUCUCCUCCCCCUCUCCUCCCUCUCUCCUCCCCCGGUGCUCGAGACCGCGCCUGCAGGAGGGGAGCUCGCACUUCUCGCUGCGGGGAUCAUCUCACCCGUGAUGCACUUGAUACGGGAACAAAAAAGAAAAAAUACACUUUUUGUCAUCUGGAAAACGCAGUAGUUAACAAGUACCGUUUGGUGGGGGAACCGAACCGAACUUGCACAUCCUCGCGCGCCGGUUUGCAUUGAUGUGUUUCACGUGUUUGCGCUCAACAGUGAGGCAGACGGGCACGUUUUUACGCGAGUUGUCGGCGGUGUGAUUUGUUACCCUCCCUCGCCCCCUCCCCUCCCCUCCCCUCCCCUCCCUCCCUCCCUGUGGAUGAGGCUGCUGGGGGUCGGUGUCUGAGCAGGAUCCGCCUGUCAAAGGGCUUCGUGACUUCUGUGGCGCUUCACACGUGGAGGAGGAUUUAUUUCCCCGGAGAUGCUGCUGUGGCUGCACCUAUUGUGCUUUUUACCUCUGACUGGAGCGGCUCCUUCUCUCACAAAUGAGGAGCUGGACACCGGGGUGGACUGGCUGAGUAAGUUCGGCUACCUCCCGCCCCCUGACCCGGCAACCGGUCAGCUUCAGACCAAGGAGGCCCUGACCAAGGCCAUCAAAGCCAUGCAGAAGUACGGAGGGCUGACGGAGACGGGAGUCUUAGACCAAGCCACUCUGGGCCUAAUGACAACACCCAGAUGUUCCUUGCCAGAUGUGUCUGAGGCCGAGGACACAGCGGGCCGCAAGAAACGGAGCCCGACGCCUCAGAACAAAUGGAACAAGAGACAUCUGUCCUGGAGAGUGAGGACCUUCCCCAAGGAUUCGGCCCUGCUGGGCAGGGACACCGUCCGGGCCCUGAUGUACUACGCCCUGAAGGUCUGGAGCGACAUCGCGCCGCUCAACUUCCACGAGGUGGCCGGCAGUGACGCCGACAUCCAGAUCGACUUCACCAAGGCCGACCACAACGACGGGUAUCCCUUCGACGGGCCGGGGGGCACGGUGGCCCACGCCUUCUUUCCCGGGGAGAAGUUUGCGGCCGGGGACACGCACUUUGACGAUGACGAGGCCUGGACCUUCAGAUCUCCAGACUCUCACGGGAUGGACCUGUUUGCGGUUGCGGUCCACGAGUUCGGUCACGCCAUCGGCCUGGUCCACACCUCCGCCAUCGAGUCCAUCAUGAGGCCGUACUACCAGGGUCCCAUCGGCGACCCCCUGAAAUACGACCUCCCCUACCAGGACAAGGUCCGCGUCUGGCAGCUCUACGGUGUCCGAGACUCCGUGUCCCACACAAACCGACCAGGCGACCCCUCCCAGACGGCCGAGCCGCCCGUCCUGCUGGACCUGCCCGAAAACCGAUCCACCGUCCUGCUGGCUCGAGAUGCCCCAGACAGAUGCACCAGUCACUUUGAUGCAGUGGCCCAGAUACGAGGAGAGGCCUUCUUUUUCAAAGGGAAGUACUUCUGGCGACUAACGAGAGAGAAGCACCUGGUGUCUCUGCGUCCCGCCGAGAUCCACCGCUUCUGGAGGGGCCUCCCUCCCAAUCUGGACGGCGUGGAUGCCGUAUACGAGAGGCCCGGGGACCACAAAAUAGUCUUUUUCAAAGGUCUGAAGUACUGGGUGUUUAAGGACACCAUUGUGGAGGAGGGCUACCCUCGUCCGAUCAGCGACUUCGGCCUGCCCUUGGAAGGGGUGGACGCGGCCUUUGUUUGGUUACACAACGACAAGACGUACUUCUUCAAGGACGGACACUACUGGCGCUACGAUGACCACCUGAGACGCAUGGACCCGGGCUACCCGAAAGACAGCACGCUUUGGAAGGGGCUGCCGCCGCAGCUGGACGACGCCAUGAGGUGGUCGGAUGGCUCCUCCUACUUCUUCAAGGGGAAGGAGUACUGGCGGGUGCCCAGCAGCGACAUGGAGGCGGAGGCCGGGUACCCGCGCCUCGUCGCCAAAGACUGGCUGCUGUGCACCGAGAUGCAGUCGGACUCUCCGGACGCGGAACCCAAGGGCACGGAGACGAGGGCCAACGUGCACCGCCGACCGGACCACGCGGACAACGGGUACGAGGUGUGCUCCUGCACCUCCGACACCGCCUCGCCUUUGGGGGCGCGCCCCUCCCCUUCGCCCCUGUGGCUGCUGCCGCCCCUCUGGACGCUGUCGCUGGCCCUGCGCUCAGAGCCGCUAUGAUGCCAAAAACGCGGGACGGGCGUUCCUGAGCCGAUUGGUGAUGGUGGUGAAGGGCCAGAAGCUCGGUGGAAGCAGCUUCUGACAAUGUCUCUGGUAUCCUUUUGUGUUAUUUAUUUUACAGGUCAUGUAGUGGGCUCUGCCAGCUUAAGUAGUCGUCAACCCACAUAUGCUUUACAAAGUGUUUUACUAAAUGGUCAAACUGCCUCAUGCGCAGAAGGAAAAUAUUAGUAAGAUUAGUAAGUAGUUAAGUUAAUACAUUUUUGGAAUAUAUUCCAAUUGCUGCAAUGCCUCAUGAACGUUAAGUUAAAGGGAUCCUUGGAUGAAGGCAGGUCCAAAGGUGAACAGGGCACCAACACACACACACACACACACUGUGGCUUAUUUCAUCAAAUUAUAGCAGAUACCUUAGUACAAGGUAAAGUUCACCAAAAUUUGUACAAAAUGAGUUAAAAUAUUGUCAGCACUUUUUUACACCACGACCUACAUGAACACAUCUCUGAUAGUAACUCAAGUAGUAAGCCAUCUUACUAUGAUGUAACGGUUUAUGCCUCUGCUUCAACGCAGUGGAGUUAAAAGGAAUGUAUUUGUUCAGUUCAAUGCAAAACUACACAUUGUCUUUGCAAAAACAAUGCGGUUGUAGCUCAGUUUGAGUCAUCAAGCUCACUGGAUGAAUUCCACAUUUGAAACUACUUUCAAUGAAAAUAGUUUGUUUGUCGAUUUUCCAGAGUAACGGGAACAUUUUUAAUUGGUAAUAGUUGUUUAUUUUGCAAACGUUUUACUGUGAGAGCCUUAAGGAUGGAAGGAUGUGUAGGUGGAUGGACUGUGGGCACCAGUUUCCUUCUCUCGAUUGCCUUUGUACGUAUAUGGUUUUAUAAUUUCCACCUCUGGUUGAAAAUGCAUUCCCUCUUCCAGCUUUAGUUAUAUCGUUUGUAUCAAAUUCAGAUCAAAUAAUCAUUUAUCCUGUUUAUUCAACAUUGCUUCGAUCAGGCCACAGCUUAUGAAGACCCUUCUGAAUGAGUCACAACUUGGUCCGUGGAUUUCUUCUUGCUGUAAAGAUAUAUUUACCUAAUAGAUUGAUAUAUGUGAGUUGAAGGGUUCUGCACUCAUUGCAGAACCGAGUGGACUGUGUAUAUUUUAAGCUGUGUUUUAUAAUGUAAAAUAUUUUUGUAGAAAAUUAAAAAAAACAUCUGAAUGACUUUA
Molecule: messenger RNA, 3479 nt
Organism: Gasterosteus aculeatus aculeatus (three-spined stickleback)
Lineage: Eukaryota; Metazoa; Chordata; Actinopteri; Perciformes; Gasterosteidae
Product: matrix metalloproteinase-17
Biological process (GO): proteolysis; collagen catabolic process; extracellular matrix organization
Cellular component (GO): extracellular matrix
Molecular function (GO): zinc ion binding; metalloendopeptidase activity
Source: RefSeq, a predicted model, not a curated record